AUGAUGUCAGUACUUUUCAAUCCCAUGGUGGCGUCCGGGAUGGAGCCAAAUGUCGCCUGGCGUGUCUCCAUGGUGGUGCCGGCGGUCAUGUUCGUGAUUUGUGCCAUUUGCAUGAAGCUCAUGUGUUGGGAUAUGCCCACGGCUCGCAAAUACGAUCCGACCGUGACCGGCAAGACACAAAAGCCUUCAAUGUGGGACUAUGUCGAGGUGCUGCGUGACGUUCGCGUCGUCGUAAUGAUCUUCCAAUAUUCAGCAUGUUUCGGCACAGAACUCGCAAUGAACAAUCAGUUGGCUACGCAUUUUCGGACCUACUUCCAGAUGGAUGCAGGUGAUGCCAGCGCCCUGGCAGGUGCUUUCGGCUUGAUGAAUCUUUUCGCAAGAUCUCUUGGUGGCAUUAGCAGCGAUAUUUGCUACAAGUACUUCGGCUUCCGCGGCCGCAUUUGGGCUCAGUUCCUGGCACUUUUUUUCGAAGCUAUCUUCCUCUUCAGCUUCGGAAAAGUGGACAAUUCUCAGCCCUGGUACGUGGCCUUGGCAGUCUUGGUGUGCUUCUCGCUCUUUGUGCAGAUGGCUGAGGGCACCUCCUACGGCAUCGUGCCGUUUAUGAACCGGAAGCAGCUCGCAGUGGUGUCAGCUCUUGUGGGAGCUGGUGGAAACCUCGGGGCAGUGAUUGCAGGCUUCUGCUUUUACAAGCCGAUCCAGGAUGCCCUGCUGCCUUUCCAGGUCCAUGCGGGCUAUGUAAUGUUCUGGGCUCUACUGAGCCCUUGCUACUACUGGUCCGAGACUGGUGGGAUGUUCUGCGGACCGGCACAAAGCUUCGAGAAGGGCAAGACCCACAGCAGCGAGUCCGAGUCGUACACAGAGUCCGAGAUCAGCAAGAAGCUCGAGACGAUCAACAAGGAGAAGGGCCUUGAGGUGGGCUGCCUGAAAGGGUUGCGGGCACAGAUUGGCAUCUAUUCGUUCAUACGCCCACUGCGGAUGCGCAGUAUUGUAGAACUCGUAAGCAUGGCGGACUUCAAGUUGAAGGUGGAUGAAUCCAACAAGGCAACGGAGUUGCCCCUGCUCCGUGUUUGCGGCACUGUUCAGCAGAAUCCUCACAUGCGAGCGUUCAGGGGAAGUGUCUUCUCCUUCUUCCUUGCCUUCUUGGGUUGGUUUGCCCUUGCCCCGUUGGGGCUGGAGGUGGCCACCAGCAUCAAUAUGUGUGAGAACCAGAAGUUCCCCCCCGCCGAGAAUCCAUUGCGGCCGGCCUAUCUGAAGUACAAAAGCCUGAAGACAGGUCUGGAGUACUGCCAGUAUGGCAAGGUCAAGGAUGGUGAUGUCAUCACGGACUGUGCAGCAGUUCCAGCUGCUGUCAUGAGCAGCAUGAUCGCCAAUGCAGGCGUCGCUGCUGUCGCUUCCACCAUCUUCGUUCGUAUCGCUCUCGGCACCCUCCUCGAGCGCUUCGGCCCAGUGAACGUGCAAGCCAGCCUGCUGACUUUCGGAGCGUUCUGGGUGGCUAUGGCAGCGGCCAUUUCCGCUCCCUGGAAUUAUGCGCUCAUUCGCUUCUUCAUCGGUUGCGCAGGACCCAUUUUUCUCUUUUCUGCGAGCCACUUUCGUGACCAACCAGUUCUGGUGUUCAUGAUGUUCGCGCCCAAUGUGAUUGGAACUGCGAACGCUACAGCCGCCGGAUGGGGAAAUCUGGGCGGAGGUGUCACGCAGAUCUUCAUGAUCUCCGUCCGAUCCCUGAGGCCCUCGCAGUGGAGCGUCCGGGACAUCCGCAGUGAAUGUCGCAACACCGCUGCAGGGAUUGAUGGCCUGAGCUUCAAGCAGUUCGCUAACCUGCCAGACUUGCACUUGUCCAUGCUUUGCGAGCUCUACGAUGCUAUGGACGCUGGCUUGUCGUUCCCAGUUUCCUGGCAGCAGGCUCGGCUGAUUUGCCUCCCUAAACAGGCGGGUGGCACGCGGCCUAUCACCAUCUUGAUGGUCGUGUACAGAAUCUGGUCCUCACGAAUGGCACGUCAUUUAGCCACGUGGGGAGACACGUUCUUCCCCGCCGAACUCGUGGGCGGCCGCCAGGGAGUGCCGCCGGCAGCGGUGACUGGAAACUUUGUCUCCGCGCAGUUGGCAUGCGCGCGCGCUGAAGGCUCGCCGUGUGCAGGAGCGUGUUUAGAUACAAUACGCUGUUUCGACUCGGUCUCGCUCCUCAGCCUGCGCGUGCUUCUACAAGCGUGUGGAGCUCCACGGUGCUUCUUCGAAGUUUUGCAGUUGUGGCAGGGACUGGAGAGACACAUUUGGACAGGGGAAGGCCCAACGGGCUGCUCGGUCCGCCUUCAGCGCCAGCGCGGCUUGCCUCAAGGAGAUGCGAUUGCGCCUUGGGCUCUCAAUUUAGUGAUGGGAGCCUGGCUGCAGCAUCUGCCGGCGAUGGAUCUGGUCCGAGUCUAUCUGGAGGACCGGUGCCUUCUGGACUCGAGCCCAGCCCGCAUUGCUCAGGCCCUCGAGCGCACGCAGACUUUUGACCAUCUUUUUGGCAUGGAGAUUCACCCUCGCAAGUCGGUGCGCUUUCAGAUAGGAAACCCCAGAUGCCACGAAGCGGCCCGCUGGUUGGCCCUGCCAGAGUGCACUGUCAUUAAGUACCUAGGUGUUGCGCUCCAGACCACUUUGGUUGCAAACUUUGAGUUAGGUGACAGCAGAGCCGCUGCUGUGAAAGCCAAGAUUCUGCGAGCCCGCGCUCUCCCGGAGCACGACACUCGACGGGGACUGCUGCCUGCCUUUCUGCAAGGCCUGUACUCGGAAGGCAGCGCCCUCAGCAAAAGAGCUACUGACAGCCUCUCCACCGCUGUUUGCCAGGCAUGGUGGGGUCCGACCCUGCAUGUCAAGAACUGGAUGCGCAGUGUUGCUUACACACUGGGAUUGCUAGGCCCUCUUCACCGACUCGCCCCGUCUGCUGUGCAGUUCUAUGGCAUCGUGAUAAGCUUAGGCCGCCUCUUUCAGUGGGCUCCUGCCUUGGUUCAGCGACUUUGGCGUGCUUUUCAGGGCGGGCAUAAGUUUUUGGGUUUUGCUGGCAAUUUGCAUAGGGCUCUCGCGGCUCUUUCCUGGAGUUGGCCCCGAGCGGCUGCACUUCGAACAGGCGAGGCUCAGGUCAUCCAGCUGGACAGGCUCACGUGCCCUGGGGCACGCGGAGAGCAGGCACGCCAUGUUCUUCGGCAUGGCCUUCGGCAGUGGUGGUGGCGCAUGUGGGAUGGCAGUCGGCCGGCGCAUGAGGGCAUCGGGAGCGGGGUUGAUCGUGACUCUUCUCUGCAGCCGUUGCUCGCGAUGCGGGCGGGUCGCCAAGACUUCGGAUGGGAUGGCAGCCUCCGUGGUGCCAGAUAUGCACGGUUCCUCGCUGACGCCUUGUGGAACCGCUAUCGUUUGCACCAGGCUAAGCUUGCCCCGACAGCGCUCUGCCGGCGUUGUGGACUUGAAGAUGAGCAUUUGCUGCAUCUGCUCUGGGGCUGCCCAGCGAAUCGCGCUCGACUGGCGCAGCUGAGAUGUGAGUGGACCGCCGGCGCUGCGCCCGGUGCGCGCAUACGUGCCGAGGACCUUCCUGGUGCGUUGCCCAAGUGUCUUCGCCAGUGCGGUGUUGUGCCUGAGGAUGGCGCAGGCUGCAGCUCAGCUCAGGUGCGUGCCUUGCAGGGCUACUUCGUGGAUGUGCUUCAGGCGUGGGGUCGGGACCGCGCUACGGGAUCGACUGACUGUGAUUCGGAUGCCGAGUGA
Symbiodinium sp. CCMP2592 is the source of this 3729-nucleotide messenger RNA. The record is from the annotation of a GenBank genome assembly. NCBI's taxonomy places the organism in Eukaryota, Dinophyceae, Suessiales, Symbiodiniaceae.